AUGUCUUGGAUCAUUGCCACCGAUGAAAAUCCUUCCCAAUUUACAGUUGAUCGAAUUAUGGAUGAGAAUGAUUUUCUUCUAGACAUUAUCAAUAAAAAGCUCAAUUCUGGUGAUUUUGAGGAGGCGGUUUCCUUUCAAAAAAUUCUUCAACGAAAUCUUAUCUUUUUAAUGCAAUUAAAAUCCCAAUCACGUCAGCGAAUAUUACGAGGACCUUAUUUCUGGGAAUGCAAAAAGCUGUAA
Molecule: messenger RNA, 240 nt
Organism: Rodentolepis nana
Lineage: Eukaryota; Metazoa; Platyhelminthes; Cestoda; Cyclophyllidea; Hymenolepididae
Source: the annotation of a GenBank genome assembly